Messenger RNA from Sphaeramia orbicularis (orbiculate cardinalfish), 3470 nucleotides. RefSeq names its product family with sequence similarity 219 member Aa (gene fam219aa). The transcript has 6 exons. The record is from RefSeq and is a predicted model, not a curated record. Lineage: Eukaryota; Metazoa; Chordata; Actinopteri; Kurtiformes; Apogonidae. Bases 185 to 751 code for a protein of 188 amino acids.
GACCCGGAAGUGGGGCGGUACUCCUGUUUUGCUGUCGAGUCACCUCUGUCAGGAUGGAGGAAAACGAACUGCUAUUAUGCUAAAUAACGAAGAUCUGUAUAGCCGAGCAUCACAGAUCGGUAUAAUUAGACAAAAGUCACCGUCUACUGUUAGAGCUUCGUCGUUUCAGUAAAGCUUUGCCAAAAUGAUGGAAGAAAUCGACAGGUUCCAAGUCCCUCCAGUCAACGGGGAGACACAGCCUCUGGAUCCAGCAGCAUCCUCCACCUCAGAGGCAGACCCUGAUGCCAAAGGGGAGACUGUGGCCAUGAACUACAAACCCUCCCCACUGCAAGUCCAAAUAGAGAAACAAAGGGACCUUGCCAGGAAGGGCUCGGUGAAGAAUGGCACUGUGGGAAGUCCUGUCAAUCAACAACCCAAGAAGAACGCAAGGACAAGAUUGGUGGUGCCAAACAAAGGCUACUCCUCCUUAGACCAGAGCCCUGACGAGAAGCCCCUCGUAGCACUGGACACUGACAGCGACGAUGACUUUGACAUGUCCAGAUACUCCUCAUCAGGAUACUCCUCAGCCGAGGUGAGAUGUCUGAGGGACCAGCAAAUAAACCAGGAUCUGAAUAUCCAGCUCCUGAAGGAUGGGUACCGCCUCGACGAGAUCCCAGAUGAUGAGGACCUGGACCUGAUCCCCCCUAAAGCAGUCAACCCUACCUGCAUGUGCUGCCAGGCUGCUCCCUCCACAGCCUGUCAAAUCCAGUAGCACCAUUUCCCCCCUUUACAAAAAAAAAAAAUUAAAUAAAUAAAAAUAACCAACCCUCCUGUCUGCCACUUGCACUGAGAGCCAACGUUCCACAAGAAUGGUGGCAAGGAGGAGUCACUUUGAUAAACUACCGGCUGGAAAUGGCACAAAGGGAAAAUAUGGGUUUAUAAUGUUACAGCAAGAAACGGAAAAUAGGUCGCGUCUGGAGAAAAAAGGGUCAAUGUGUACAGAUUCCUUUGCACGUUCCUCCUAUGGUAGGAUCUGUGCAUAUCACUCCUGCAUUGUUGGUUUAACCGGGACUCGAUGAAGGCAGAAACAUUACCUCUAAGGAAAACGGAUAACGUUCCUUUUUGUUCUCCUUUUAUUUCACCCUGUCUCAAAGUUGUGGAUACUUUGGUUUAGAAGGACCAUAAAGGACUGUGUGAAGUUUUGGAGGAACACAAAUGACAAAAUGGCAUGACUGGAACUCAUCGUAGUGGUGACAUGAUGACAUUACUGCAGCAGUGUAUCAUACCAGGAGUCCGUGGUUGAGAGACCGAACAUUUUGUAGAGGCCAUGUUUUUCUCUUUUCUCUUUUCUAAUUUCUUUCAGCCAGUCUGCUUUGUCUUCCUGUGUGUAUAUACUGUAUGUGACAAACAUGAAAACGAUGUGUGUAUCAGAUUAUGUCCAGGAAAGUAGUGCUAAAACAUCAAGCAGCUUAAAAUGCUCAAAGUCACAACACUGAGACGAUUUUGUCCCAGUUUUUUUUUUUUUUUUUUUUUUUAACGUCUGUUUCAUCAAGGUUGCACUGCUUAUGUGUUUCAUAUUCAGUUAAAUGAAACGGAUAGUUCUGCAUGUUGCCUGUUAACACUGUUUCCUAACGACCAGCCUGUGCAGAUACUUAAUGAGUUUUUAUUGACUCGUAAACACAUCUCAUGUGCCGAUAAGACAUUACGUGAGGUGAGCUUUCAGAGAAGUAGACGUAUUUAGGUUCACCCACUGUAAUUUCAGUAGACAUAGAGGUAACAAUUAUUUACAACCAAUGGCUGAACAGCUCAUCCGUUAGUGUGCACUUGUGUUAGUCCUGAGUGAUGUUGACAUGAUCAAUAAGGCCGUUGCCAUUAGAGUAAUGUAUGUGGAUAUGUGAGAAGUUGCACAGUUUGGGUUAUGCUCAUGGUGGUAGAAUGUGUAGGCUUCGAAGGGUGAUGUUAAAAUAAUUCCAUUUUGCUUGGAUGGGAAUGAAAAUAGAUUUUUAUUAUUAUUUUUAUCAGUGAAUGCACUCCUCCAUAUCACUGAAAGUAUGAAAGGCUUUUCUCUCUUUUAAGCAUGUAUGAAUUUGUUUUGAUGGAGCAAAGUAAUCUGAUUGGGGGAUGUUAACUGUAUGUAGCACCUGCUUUUUAUGGUACCGAAAAGGAAGUAGACGUCUCUGAAUGCAUACUGUUUAUAUUUUAUGUUUACAUCAUUCUAAAGACAUCUUUAGAGCGUGGAUAUUUCAGGUAAAGGAUAACACUAGUUUGUGACUCUUUUCUGAAGUAAGUGGUGGUGGAUGAUCAGGCAGGAUUUGUCAAAACCACCUUAAUAACAUUAAUAAUGUGUUUUCUUUUUUUAAAAUCUAGUUUAUGGGGAUGAUAGUUGGAUCUCCAAAUCUAAUUAUGUGUGCUCUUUACACUGUAGAGUUAUUGCCUCAUGGUAACAUUCAGAAUAUACUGUUUUCUCAUGUAUAGGGGAUUUGUGAUCAGGAUGUGAGGAUACUGUACUUCUGAAAUACUGUAUGCACACACUAUGAACAAUCCAAUCUGAAUUAGCAGUUUAAUGUUGUGGUGUUCUUUGGAGAUCUUACACUAAAUUGGUUAUUCAGUGUUGAGUUUUACUCCAAUUUUAAGUUUAUGGAAUGCAGCAGCAGCAAUAUAAAGCAAAACUAGACCCGAGUUAAUGAAUAGAGACGUGUGCAAUGGAUGACUAUCUGUGUUUGAUGAUAUUUCAGCUCUACAAACAUGUGGUCAAGACGAGACAAGCAGACAUGUUUGUGCUCUGGUAAAAUCGCUUAACGAAUGAUACUGUUUGUACAAAGUAAAUAACACUAAAAAGCUGCUUGAAAACAGAUAGUGUAGUUGUUGUCUAUUUGUUAGUGCAUUUCAAAACUUGUUUCAACUUGGUUAAAACAUCCAGAUACAUGAAUGUGAAUCCUUUUUCUGUUACAAAUACAUAAGCUUAACAAACUAAUUUACUUUUUUUCAUGUUUCCUUUUUUUUUUGCAAAUAAGGUGCCAAGUUUGUGAAUGCUAAAAGUCUUGCAUUAAGUAGAGAUUGGUAUGAAUAAUGCAGUUGGCCAUUGAAAUGUUCUCCCCCUGUUUACCUACAAGUUGAGGUGACUGAACGGUAGUGACUGACUAGUGUGAUUGACUAUGGUGCUGCAUCUCUUUCUUCAGUAACAUCGACCUAUAGAUUGACACACAAGCCAUCACAUUCAUCUUGUGGCCAACGAUGUCUCACUCGGUGCGUAGGUCCAUAAACCUCUUGAGUUUACACUCUAAAGUAAUGCAUAAUAACUGAAGUGUUUAUUUGCAGUUGUGUGUUUUUAAUUUAUUUUUAAAGUAUGGGAAAUAUUUCAUUUGCAGACAGAAGCUUUUUAUUUGUCAGUUACUUAUGAUGAUUGUGAACUGGUUCCAUUUAGAUAUUAACAGUGUUAAAGUUCUGUGUAUAGUGCAACAUAUUAAAAAAAUAAAUAAUAGAUAUCUGAA